UUGGUCAGAAAGCAGACUACUAUAAGAAAAACCAGGAUGAUUUGUCACACAAACAAUUGUUGCGCGACUUUGGUGCGCCAGAAUCCUUGGCUGAUGAGAUGCUCGUCGACAAAGUGCCGGGUGUCGAUGUGGUGUCGGGUCGCCGCGAUGUGACCGAGCCCGAGACCCUGGCAAUGCUGGAGCGUUGCUUCCGACUGCUGACGAGUGGCAUCGGCGGCGGUACUGCUGGAGUCCCUGGAAGAAGGAGCUCCAUGCCGAUGACGCCCAACGGGAGUCGCGCCAGCACGUCCGAGCUGAAAAUCUUUCAAGACGAAGAGGGACGUUAUCUAGCGUCAUCACUCGGCGAUCCAUUAAUAAAAGGUUUAACAGAAAUAGCAACUUCUCGACCAAAAGAUCCUAUUACAUUUCUUGCGAGUUAUCUGUAUAACUUUGCCAAUAAGGACAAUGGAAAGGAUAAGAAAGAGAAUUCGAGCGGCUUAACAGUUUCAGAGAAUGAAAAGAAUGAUGAAGCUAAUCAAGAAAGCCGAACUAACGAUGACAACGAUGACGGAUAUCCUCAGAGUCCAGACUUAGACAUACCAUACACGUUUUUUACAGAAGUAGAGAGGGAUGAAGACGGACAAACUUUACUGCACGUUGCAGCAAGUCGUUCACAUUCAAAAGAUGGACUGUAUCAUCUUUUGCAAGAGAAACAAAUUAACAUUGCAUUUCGAGAUACUGAAUAUAGAACGGGCAGAGAUGUUGCGGAAUUGAAAGGAAAUCGCGAUAACGUACGAGGAAUCGAUCGAUUUGUUGUUUAUCUCGCAGCACGAGGUGAAACGGAUAAAUUAGUUGAAUUGUUGAUGGAAGGAUACGAUCAUAUUUUGGACACUCAAGAUGACGGUAAAAAUAUUCUUCGAAUAGCAGACGAUGAGAAAAAUAAGUCGACCGUUGAAUUUCUCAAAUCAAUAUCCAAUUUUAUGAAAUUAAGGGAUGGCAUUCAUAGUGCCAUAAGGUCGGGUGACCCGGUUAAGGUUCGACAACUCCUGGAGGUAAACGGAGAAGGCGCGCGGCUUCUCGUCCUCGGAAAGAAUGCAACCGGUCGUUGCGCAUUGCAUAUCGCCGUGCUUCGUGAAUACCCGGAGAUUGUCCAGUACAUCGCCAAUACGUAUCCGGAGACUUUGUGUCUUGGCGAUAAUUUAGAAAGAACAGCGUUACAUUAUGCAAUGGGAGUACCUUCGGUAGAAGAAAUGAGCAGUAUACUGAUACAAGCAGGUGCAAAACGAGUGCAAAAAGAUUUACGAUUACGACAGCCAUCUUAUUACUUCAUGGACAACACAGAUAUCAAGCAACUUCAAGAUGAAGAAGAAUCGACGAAUAAAUGAAGAAAUAGAGAGAAAAAGUAACGAGUGGAUGGUUGAGAA
Molecule: messenger RNA, 1403 nt
Organism: Ceratosolen solmsi marchali
Lineage: Eukaryota; Metazoa; Arthropoda; Insecta; Hymenoptera; Agaonidae
Exons: 10
Coding region: 99-1364 (421 amino acids)
Molecular function (GO): protein binding
Source: RefSeq, a predicted model, not a curated record